Anthostomella pinea is the source of this 384-nucleotide messenger RNA. The record is from the annotation of a GenBank genome assembly. NCBI's taxonomy places the organism in Eukaryota, Fungi, Ascomycota, Sordariomycetes, Xylariales, Xylariaceae.
AUGCAGCUCACAACCAUCCUGCCGGCCUUGGCCACCCUCGUCUUCCCCGUCGUCAACGCCGCUGCGAUUGAUCCCUGGCGUCCCGCAGACUGGGUCUCGCUCGGAUGUUACAAGGAUAGCCGCGAGGACCGUCUUCUAGAGUUCUUGUCGCCCCUCUCGGGUGAUAAGAUGACGGUCGUGAAAUGCAAGUACGCCUGCCGCAACGCCGACGACAGCUUCAACGCGGCCGGCCUCGAAUACGGCGGCGAGUGCUUCUGCGGCGACCUGUCUGACAAGAUCCUCGGCCGCCCCACCACCGGCUGCCUCACCGAAUGUACCGGCAACGAGAACCAGACCUGCGGCGGUCCCGACCGUAUCGACAUCUACACCGUCCUCGAUGUCUAG